Apus apus (common swift) is the source of this 4189-nucleotide messenger RNA. RefSeq names its product phospholipase B domain containing 1 (gene PLBD1). Gene Ontology annotation, molecular function: glycerophospholipase activity. Gene Ontology annotation, biological process: phospholipid catabolic process. The transcript is spliced from 11 exons. Gene Ontology annotation, cellular component: extracellular region. The record is from RefSeq and is a predicted model, not a curated record. The coding region runs from base 68 to 1696 and encodes 542 amino acids. NCBI's taxonomy places the organism in Eukaryota, Metazoa, Chordata, Aves, Apodiformes, Apodidae.
GAGCGAGGGAACUUUUCUUAAGUCCCGCCGCCCGGCGGUGCCCAGAGGAGGCGCGGGGAGCAGCGGCAUGGCCCGGCUCGGCGGCGUCUGCUGCUGCUGGGGGCUCGUCCUCCUGUGGGCUGCGGCGGGGGGCCGAGCAGAAAUCCGCUAUGCAACCGUGUACUGGAAUAGAGCUGAAAAAACACUUCAGGUCAGGAAUAUACUGGACAGGAGUGGAGAUGCCUAUGGUUUUUACAACAACACUAUACAGACGACAGGUUGGGGAGUUCUGGAGAUAAGAGCAGGCUAUGGAAGUCAGACCUUAAGCAAUGAAGAUAUCAUGUAUGCAGCUGGCUUUUUGGAAGGCUACCUCACAGCUCCGCAGAUGUAUGACCAUGCUGCAAAUAUGUAUCCACAGUUAAUUAAGAAUCCCACCGUUCGAAGUGGAGUUCAGAAUUUUAUGGCGAAGCAAGAUCAAUGGACAAGACAACAAAUCAGAAAUAAUAAGGAUGACCCCUUUUGGAGGCAUGCUGGCUAUAUUAUUGCACAGUUGGAUGGUCUGUACAUGGGAGCCCUCGAGUGGGCUAAGCUACACAAACAAACACCACUGAGCAUCUUUGAUGUCCAGUUUCUGAAUGCAGUUGGAGACCUGUUGGACCUCAUUCCUGCAUUAUUUGAGUAUUCUGCACGGAGUGGACAGUGCAACGUGGAGCCAGGAAGCCAUGGGAAAUACCAGUGGGAUAUGGGUCACUGCUCUGCACUCAUCAAGGUUCUACCUGGAUAUGAGAAUAUAUAUUUUGCCCAUUCUAGCUGGUUUACAUAUGCAGCCACACUGAGAAUAUAUAAACAUUGGAACUUCAAUAUAGUUGAUCCAGCCACUAGCACCAGCCGUGUCUCAUUCAGCAGUUACCCAGGCUUUUUGGUGUCCUUGGAUGACUUUUACAUACUAGGCAGCGGCUUGGUAAUGCUGCAGACUACCAACAGUGUGUUCAACCAAUCCCUCAUCAAGCAAGUGGUGCCUGAAUCCCUGUUAGCUUGGCAGAGGGUCCGCAUUGCUAACAUGAUGGCAGAUGGUGGCAAAAGUUGGGCAGAAAUCUUCUCGAAGUUCAAUUCUGGGACCUACAACAAUCAGUACAUGGUGCUAGACCUGAAGAAGGUCAAGCUGCAGAAGAGCCUAGAUGAAGGUGCAUUGUACAUUGUUGAGCAAAUCCCAACCCUCGUGGAGUAUUCUGAUCAAACAAAUGUUCUUCGGAAAGGUUACUGGCCUUCAUACAAUAUCCCUUUCCAUGAAAAGAUCUACAAUCUCAGUGGGUAUGCGGCAUACGUGGAGAAGUAUGGCAUGGAUUUCUCUUAUGAGCUGGCUCCAAGAGCAAAAAUCUUCCGUCGAGACCAGGGCAGGGUGACCAGCUUGGAAGGCAUGAAGUACAUCAUGAGAUACAACAACUACCAGCGUGAUCCUUAUGCCGAACACAAUCCUUGCAACACCAUUUGCUGCCGGGAAGAUCUCAAUCCUUCUUUUCCAGUGCCUGCAGGCUGCUAUGACUCCAAGGUGUCAGAUUUCCGCCUGGCUUCAGCCUUCACAGCCACUGCCAUCAAUGGCCCCCCAGUACAGGGUGGUCUCCCUGUCUUCACCUGGAGAAGGUUUAACCACACGCGACACCAGGGCCUGCCAGACUCCUACAACUUCAAUUUUGUCACCAUGAGGCCGAUCCUGUAAAACCAGCAUCAAUAUUACCAAAUGGAUGUAUGUUUUUUGGGGUUUUUUUAAUGGAAAUUUUCCUUCCUGUGUGUAAUAAACCGACCUGGAUGUCCACAUGCCUGUGCCUUACCUGCUUUCCCCUGUCCUGCCAGCUAUGCACAUUGUACUGAUGUUGGCUGCUUCGGUGCAUCCCAAUGCAAGUUCUGCUCUUCUGAGCUAUUUGGGUGGCCCUUCCUCUGACUAGGAUUGAUGGGAAGCAGGCAUGGCACUGCUUCCUGGUGAUCUGAGCCAUUAUCACAGCUGUUCCCAGAGCAGGAGCAAGCUGCAAUGCCAUCAGUGAGAGUGAUCUAUCUCUAGUACCAGUGUGGGGACCUGCAUCCAGGGCUGGGUCAAGCCAGGUGGCUGCUUUGGGCCACAGGUGGCCUUAUCUAGAUACAAGCCUGCUGGCUUGAUGUCUCCCUUUUGUCCCAGAAGUGCCUGCAAGUACCCUGCAAAUUGCUCCUCAUGGAGGAAUGUCACUAAUGAAGAGUCAAGGCUGUGUUUUUCGUGGCAGAUCGGUGUGCCUGUUGGCCACAGGGCAUGGCUUUCUGUGGUGUUUGCAAGGUUUCCUUUGUCUCACCGAAGCAGUGUGCAUGGAUCAGGCUGCCUGGAGAGUUCUGAAAGCAGCCAGAUGCUUUUGGAAACACCCACACACUUCCUCCCUGCCCCAGGCUGCAGAGUAGCAGCAGGGAGAGAGCCGUGUGUGUGCCUGUGCAUUUGAUCUCUUGCUGAUCGGCCCGUGCAGUUGCUCUGUGACUUCUUUGCCUGCUCCCUCAGCUGUAGAAGUGGAAUGAGGCAGUGAGAUGGCCAUAAGGGCCAGGGCUCCACACAUGACUCUUAGCUACCUGUGUUUAUACUGCAGAGUCUAGUCACUGGGGUGUUUUGUGCUAGGUGUUAUACAUGUAAUUAAGUAAAACAAAAUGAACAGCUUUUUCCUCACAGCCUUAACGGUCUGCAACAAAUAGUGUGCGGCACUGCCCUGUGUUAUGAAGGUGAAGAAUGAGCAGUGUGAGGUUUUGGUUGAGCACUUGGAAUUAAUUUGUGUGAUGGGGAAGGGAGUGAGUUCCCACAGCAUGGGUGAGGUUCUGGCCUUAGUAUUUGGCUGUCACAGUAGGGCUGAUAUCUGCCAAGGGAAGAGGGAGACCCACAGUUACAGCAGAGCUUUUGCUGAGAGUGAAAAAUAAGGGACUGAAGUGAUUGGUUUGCUGGAGCAGAAGGAGGUAAAUGUGAGAGGCUGGAGAGAGCAUCUGCACCAUGUGCAGGGGUAGGAGGAGUGGGUGGGAUGCAGGGGCAGGAGAGCACUGUGUAAAUUGUCUAACUGCUGAAGUGCUCACAGCCACAUUUUGCUCUGUGAUGCAGCUCUUGGUUGGGUAAAAUUUGCUGAGCAAAAUUACUCUGCUGUGGUACAGAGAGACACAGUGACACAGUCAGUGUGUGGGUUGGCGCAUGUGCCAGGUGCAGCUGUGUCCGUGCUAGCAGGGGGUGUCUGUGCUCUUUGCUUGGUGCCCCUUGUGCACCAAAGGAGCUGGCAGUGCUGCACAGCUGCCUUACACCACAGGCAUGGGGGGGAGACGUCCCUGGUCGCUGAGCUUUAGACACAGCACCCCCUUCUCCUUUACCUCAGGGUUCUCUGUCACUGCAGGUGUGUAUCUCAGCCCCCACGUGAGCCCUUGUCCCUGUCGGGCUUGUCCUUGCCUCAAGCUGUGUAUGCACAGACCACCCCCUUGCAGUGUUUUGCAAUCCCAGCCACCCCCUCCCUGCCCUAUGCCAGGGAAUGAAGGGCAGUGUGUGGGGUGUGCUCCCUGUUGCCCUCCUUGAGCCAUAAACACUAGUGGGGUCAGGCUUGUAGUGCAUCCAGUUUAUGCUGGGCUUUGAGAGAUGGUUGGCAACAUGGUAGCCAAGGGCUGUCUGCAACCACAACCCAGAUGUCUUGUUGGCAUGCAGAUGUGAUUAUAAGUCAAUCAUCUUAUUCUGUGAAUAAUGGCCAACCCAGGGCCCAUUGGCUUUCCAAAAAUGACAACAGGCUGCACGCCAGGAUCACCCCUUGAGUAGGGACAUCUCUCAAGGUUACUUCUCAAGGUUGAGAAAAUGCUUAUUGCAUCAGCUUCUCGCUAAGUGAACUGGGAGUAAGUGCUGGAACUCUUGAAACCUUACUGAAGUGCUGUAAAGGAUUCUUGUGCAUGUAUAAUCCUUUAGCUAUAAACUAGUGACCAAGUCUGGGACUAGGAUUGGAUCCAGCCACACUAGACACCUCUCUGAGAAGAAGUUUAGAACGCAAGGGGGUCCUUUCUGAGCCUUGUGACUCAACAUGGGGGGGUCUUCCUGACAGUUUUGCCUAACCCUUUUUUCUAUGCAGGAAAUAAUCUUGUACCUUGCCAUGGAAUCUUGUUAAAUCACUGUUGUGUUUACUAUUGAAAGUGAUUAACUCAUUGUUUUCUAUCAAUAAAGUAUAUUGGUCCUUCUCUCUUACAA